Molecule: messenger RNA, 2055 nt
Organism: Symbiodinium sp. CCMP2592
Lineage: Eukaryota; Dinophyceae; Suessiales; Symbiodiniaceae
Source: the annotation of a GenBank genome assembly
AUGGAUUUUGGUGACGAUGAAGUGCUGGUACCGAGGCAACUCCUAAGCGAGCUCUUGGAGGAUGGAAUCUGUCCUCUUCACCUUCGCAUCCAGAUCCAACGCCUUUUGGCGACACCGUCCGCCCUGAGAGAAGUCGCAGGGAAAGCAGAGCCGCGCUUCGUGCCACGGUUGGAGCAGCUACGCGCACAACGCAGGCGGCAGAAGCAAGCGGAGCGGGAAGAGGCCGUGCCGUCCGAGGAAGUGACCCCGGAGGAUGCGGCCCUGGCCGAUGAGACUGCUCUAGGCCAUGAAGACGAGUCGGUCCCUGAAGCGCCUGCGGCGGUGGACGCAGACGCCGACGCUGACGCCACCGCAGCGGAUGCCGCCACCGCAACGGACGCCGCUAACGCGGCGGACGCCGAGGUGGUGGACGGCGAGGUAGCAGAUGCUGAUGCGGCAAAUGCCGAGGAGACUGCAGCGCUGCUGCCCGCGGUAGAUGACUCGGAGUUGAUCUCGCCGGAGGAGGUGAAAGAAGCGCAGAAAUUGGACCAGGAGGAGCUCCUGCAGCUCCAGGUGGCCCAGCUGCGAGGCUGUGAGACCUUCACACGCUUGGAGCCUCCCUGCCUGGUGCUGGUGGUCUGCGGUCUGCCGCUCCCGGAGGUGUUAGCUCUGCGCGCCGUGAGCAGUUCUGCUCUGCAGUGGUCCAUGCACGUGGCCAUCGCGCGCUUGGGCCAAGUCUGUGUCGCACACCACCGAGUUCGGACACGCCUGUGGAUCUCGCGCUUGGAGGAGAUCAACCGCAGCACAAGCGACGAGAGCGUUUACGACUCGAAGGUUCGACGCUUGGCAGAUGAUGCGCUGCGUCGGCGGAUGGAGGCAGAGAUGGCAGAUGCCCGGCAAGACAUGGAGAAUCGAAUUCGAGACUUUCACCUGGAGGUCGACAGGCGGAUGGAAGCGCAGGCUGUGCGAGUGCAUGCGAUCGUGGAGGAGCGAGUGCAGCAGCAGCUGGAUGCAAUCCUUGCAGCAGAGAUGGAGAAGGUGCGGGUGCUGGUGGAGGAGCGUGUGCAAGGUCGAGUGCACCAGGUCGUCCAGCGAGAGGUCUAUGCCACGGUGUGUGAGAUGCAGGCGAAGCUGGCGACCUUGGCAAAGGAGAACGAGAAGCUUCGCACCGUCUUCCUCGAGCACCUGGAUCAUUCUGACCUUUGCUUCCGAUCCCUCGUCUGGGCGCUGAAUCCGAACUCCACCGGAUUGUUUGCUCGAACGCUGCGAUUGAUUUGGUGCUGCCGUCGCCGGUUUACGCGCUUUUCGGCCUGGAUGCUGGGAGUGCCCCUCGAUCGCCGAAGGGACAUCCUCCGCGCCCGCCUGGAGCUCAUGCAGCAAGCAGGAGCCCUAAGAGCAGCAACUGCUGGCAACGAGAGCCAGCGAAUCGAGGGUCGGCAAAAGCUGCUGGCCGCGCUGCAAGGCGCCGCCGAAGCCGCAGAGGCCCACCAUCGUGCGUCGGCCACCGUGGAAGAGGUUACUGAGGACAACGAGGAUGCAGAUGCACACGACACCCCUGAGGUCUCCGAGGCACGGGUGUCGGAGGGCGAAGCUCCGGCGGAAGCGCCGGAGGUGGCGGAGGAGGCUCCGAUGGAGGCGUCAGAGGGCUCAGAGGUCGAAGCCGUCACGGAGGGCCCGGCCACCACGGCUCCGGCGGUCGCGGCGCUGGCUGCCAGGGAUCUACAGCGGACGGCUGAGGAGCUGGUGGCCGCAGCGCUAGGAGCCUGCCGCCGCCCCGAGGAGCCUCAGGGCGCUCCACCACCCCUCAGGCGAUCAACCUCGAACCAGGAGUCCGACAGCGAAGCGCAUCUCACGGAUGUCCCUUCAGACGAGGAGGACAUGGCGGGCCUAGUCGCCACGGAGGACAUUUACAGUCCCUACUCGGGUGCAGCAGAGGCCACUCUGGAAUUCGAGGAAGAGUCCGAGCCAGAUUUCCAGGAUGCCGAGGAGGAUGAGGAGUUUUGGGAUGUGAGCAUGGAAGAGUCUAUGCCCACGCCUACGCCGGAAGAAGAAAGAGGCACAUCCGUCUCUGAGUGA